AUGGGGGCUCAAGCUUUUGCCGAGGGGAUAAACCCUGAGGCUCACUACCCAGAAUCGCGUGUGUUGAUCAUCAUGACUGGAGGCACGAUUUGCAUGCGGCCUUCUGAGAAUGGUCUCGUGCCCAUGGAUGGCUUCCUUGAGAAAGCUAUGGCCCCUCGUCCGUCAUUCAAUGACAAGUCCGAACGAGUCAAAAUCCAUGCUUACAAAAACGGCAACAAAUUGGUUUUGGACAGCUUGCGGACACCGCCGAGUGCCUACUCGCGACACAUCCGCUAUGGCGUUCUCGAGUUCUCUCCUUUGCUCGACUCGAGCUCCAUCUCGUCCAUGGGCUGGACUGAAAUUGCCAUGACAAUCAAAGAAAAUUACCACUUAUUCGACGGCUUUGUUGUUCUGCAUGGCACGGAUUCUCUAGCGUAUACAGCCUCAGCGUUGUCCUUCAUGAUGUCAGACUUGGGGAAACCUGUUAUUCUGACAGGCUCCCAGGCGUCCAUUUUUGCCCUGCAGUCGGAUGCUGUCGAUAACCUUCUCGGCUCCCUUAUCAUCGCGGGUACCUUCCGAAUCCCUGAAGUUUGUUUGUUUUUCCACCACACUCUAUUCCGCGGAAAUCGCACAACCAAGGUCUCGGCUUCGUCAUUCGAAGCCUUCGCCAGCCCGAACUGUGCACCUCUUGCAAAGGUCACUGCCCUUGGCGUUGAAGUUAACUGGUCUCUUGUGAGAAGGCCCACGCGCAUCGCCGAGUUUCAGGUCACGAAAUAUUUGGACACUGCCCAUGUGGCAUGCUUGCGUAUUUUUCCUGGGAUCAAGCCCGAAAUGGUCGAUUCAGUGCUGAGGGUACCCAACCUCCGCGGGUUGAUUCUCGAAACUUUUGGCAUGGGCAACGCCCCUGGGGGGGUGGAUGGAAGCCUGACUAAGGUGAUUCGAGAGGCAGUCGAGAGGGGCAUUGUUGUGGUCAAUGUCAGCCAAUGCACAAAUGGCUUUGUAUCACCCCUCUAUGCCCCUGGCACGGCGCUCGGCAGGGCUGGUGUUGUGUUUGGCCAUGACUUGACAACCGAGGCGGCGCUCACAAAGCUAUCAUACCUCCUGGCACUUCCAGGUCUAACAUACCAAGAAAUCACAAACAAAAUGUCGCAUUCCCUGCGCGGCGAAAUGACUGAAAUGACCCUGCCAUCCUUCUCUCACCCCGCAGGCAGUAUCGACUCGGCCGUCGGCAGAUUAACCUCAGCCGAAAUGGCCUUCACUGCUCUUGGGUAUGCCAUCCGCAACGGCGAGCUGCGCACGGUGCGCGAGAUCCUUGAGGGUGACGAGUUCUCUCACCAGCUGCUCAAGCGCGCCGACUACGCUGGCAACACGGCACUGCAUCUGGCGGCUAUCGGUCCGAACCCGGAGAUCCUGCGCGAGCUGCUGGAGCGUGGCGCGAGCGUUCAUGCUCGCAACCAUGCUAACAACACGCCUCUCUACCUCGCGGAGAAGACUGGGAACACCGAAUGUGUGCGACUGCUUAAGGAGGCUGGUGCUCAUCUAUGGAUGGAUAAUAAUCUCAAGAAGGAAGGCGCCUCAAGCCGCGGCGUCAGUCGUGGGCAGUCGCCUGAUCAUUUGGGUAGUAGGAGUGAGAGGACAGAGAGUGAAGGCGAGGCUGAGACUCUUAUUGAUGAGGGCGAUGGAAGCAAUAUCGGUGAGGCUGGAAUGAAGGUGGAGAUAUCUGAGCAAGAAGUUGAGCAGGGAUCGCAAGCAGAGUUGUCCAGGACGUUCUUGAUGGCAGAUACUGGAAAGAUCGUUGAUUAG
This is a messenger RNA of Thermochaetoides thermophila DSM 1495, 1782 nucleotides long. RefSeq lists its product as uncharacterized. The coding region runs from base 1 to 1782 and encodes 593 amino acids. The transcript is spliced from 3 exons. NCBI's taxonomy places the organism in Eukaryota, Fungi, Ascomycota, Sordariomycetes, Sordariales, Chaetomiaceae. Gene Ontology annotation, molecular function: asparaginase activity; protein binding. The record is from RefSeq and is a predicted model, not a curated record.